Molecule: messenger RNA, 3688 nt
Organism: Hippoglossus stenolepis (Pacific halibut)
Lineage: Eukaryota; Metazoa; Chordata; Actinopteri; Pleuronectiformes; Pleuronectidae
Exons: 5
Coding region: 300-1088 (262 amino acids)
Source: RefSeq, a predicted model, not a curated record
GACGCACAGGAGGAAGCUGAGCUCAGUAUUUCCGCUGCAGCAGCGACAUCGGUCACGUCAAAAAAAAAAAAGAAGAAAAUGUGGAGAGUCAAGACGAACUGAGGCCGGAGAUUCUCCGUCGAAACCACGAACAUCUGCCCCGAGCCGCUCGGUGUCUGGACGGGUCUUUACCCGCCACAGUUCGCGCCCGAACACCGGAAAGUUUCGGGGACGUUUGGAGGUGAACUCGCCCGCCUGGUUUCGCGGUGGUUUGAGGAAGCAGCAGCGCGGCUAACCGCUGAACUAGCUCCCCGCUAGAGAUGGGCACCCGAGCCAGUCGCCUCCAGGAAGACCCGGCGCCCUCCGCUUUCGGAAAAGAUGGCACCAAGCGGGACUCCUACCGGCGACCCCGCCUCGCCAGACCCACCAGCCUCAUGGUGGACUUCUCCGGAAGCUUCGAGGACACGGAGGCCAACCGGAGCCGAUCGGAGGAGGGCAGCGACUCGGACCUGGGGCAGCACGGGGCGAGCGCCGACGGCAGCCCCGCCGACCACCACAGCAUCCCGUCCUCCGGCAUCAGCCAGGCGUCCCCCGCGGACGACAACAGCAGCGAGGGGAAACCCGAGGAAGACGGCAACACGAGCCCGGAGGCUCCCGUCGACGCGGAGCAUCAGCCCGGGGAGGAGACAGGCCGCACGCCCCACCGCACUUUUUCCGAGCGGCUGCCCGGGAAUCGGCACUCUUCGGGCCGCAGCGUCGGCGCAAGAUCCGCCCGGGUCCGGGGCACGCACCAGCGGCCGGUGUCAGAGGCAUGGAUCGGCCUGUACCGCGUUAACAACCGCCAUGGCAAUAUCCGUUGUCCUUUCUGCUCGAAGCCUUUCCCCGGGGGUCGGAUCGAGGAUCACCUGUUGAGCUGCCUCACGUCUCCUCCCCUACCGUACAAUACGGAUGUGCUAAGUAAAGACAGUGGAGAGUGCUCCAUCUGUUUGGAGGAUCUGGUCCAGGGAGAGACCAUCGCCAGGCUGGCUUGCCUCUGCGUCUACCAUAAGAGCUGCAUUGAUUCCUGGUCCAAAGUGAAGCCCUGCUGCCCCGAGCAUCCCUUCGAUUGACUCCCCGGUCACAUGUUCCUGCACAGUGACCAACCCGACUCAGGAGACUACACUGAAUCCUAAUAGAAUCCCAAUAAAGAUGUGUUAUUGAAUAAUAAAACGCCCCCAGUCCCUCUCAGACGCAGACCCAUAUUUGAGUGGAAAACAGAAGAUCACAGCAGGGGGGCUACGGCGCGUGGCAGCCGAUGCUCUCCAUUCGGAUCAGUCCAUUUGAACUUGGUCUAGACCAUUUCAAGCCAAACUCCAACAACAAAAAAAGAAAACAGCUGCUCGGUCUAAUCUGUGGACCCUUGUGGAAACAGAAGUGGAGGGGGUUUCUUUUUUUAAUUCACGGACUUGGCUUGAAAAAAAAAUGCAUCAACUCCAUAAUAUCCCACCAGAAUGAUGGAGCGUGCCCCAGACAGAUGUUGAACUUGGGGCAGGAACAUGAAGACUGAGACUCUGGAUGCUCCUGUGUAUUUUUCUCCCUUCCGAAUGGGAUCAGUCAUUUUAUCAAGUAUUUUGCAAAAAAAACGAGUAUUGUUCCACGUCGUACAUCCGAUGAAUGUUUUCUUUCCUCGGCUCAACCCAAAUGAACCAACCUCACACUGAAAGCGUGAACUGUUUAAACCACAUAAACGUUGCUUUAUUUUUCAACCGGCUGGAGGUGGAGGGAUGUUUUUGGUGAGUGGGGGCUGCCGUUGACUUGGUGUUAUCUGUUUUCUAUUACCUGUAAACAUUUCAGGGGAACUUUUCGGGGGCUAAAUGUUUCUUUCUUUUUUUUUUUUUCUCAGUAGGUCAGUUUCUCGUAGGUGGUUAGUAAGCGCUGAGUUGAACGUGCUGCUACUUGGUGAGUGUUUGGGAAGGUUGUCGGUGUUCCAUAGGGUCAGAGCAGCGCUGGUGUUGGCACCAAUUUGAGCACUUUUGUCCCUCAAAGGCUGAUUUUUUUAUUUUUUAUUUCCCCCACAUAAGGUCUGGGUUGUGAGUGUGCGAGUACGUCUGUGUGUUCAAAUGAUGACCAGGGACAGGAAAUGUCCUAAGAAUGUUUGUGUAUUCACGAGUGUGUGUGUGUGUGUGUGUGUGUGUGUGUGUUUACUGUAAACUGCCCAGAAGUCUGCUUGGUGAAGCGGGUUAACCUUUUGAAAUUUUAAAGCAGUCAUGCCAGCGAACGUCCUGUUUCAUGUGGCAUUGGUACGAAGUGUGGGAGACUCUCGUGGUCCUGUUCUACUUCUGAGAGCGGUUUGAGCGUCUCGUCCCUCCCUCCCCGUUCUCUCCGGGGCGCAGUCCGGAUGGUUUUUUGGACUGGACCCCAAGUGACAGUUCUGCCAUCUGGCUCCAUUAAAGCCAGAUUGAGGGAGGGGAUGAAAGUGACGGGUGGAGGAGAUGUAUUUUUUGGGGGCAUGUUUACACCAUGUGGCAUCUGCCUCUCUCCCCGACACUGCAGGCUAUGGACAGCUGAUGGUUAAUAAUUACGCAACCCCCACCCCGCCUAUUUUUAAAAAGCUUUUUUUAAAUAUGAUAUCACAUUAUGAUCAUGAUUACUGCUUAACGUGUUGGAUGGCUUUUCCUUUGCCUUGUUUUGUGUGUGUGCUGAUUGCCUUUGCCUGGUGACGGACUUUCUUGUGCAAGCAGGUGUUUGUAGUGUUUUCGGGGGCCGAGCUGCGGCGGAGCCCCGGCAAUAAGGCUGCUCAGCAGAUGCCGACCGGUUGCAGGUCGAGCACGGGCCGAGGGAAACUGGGAAAGAACAAAAAAUUGAUUGCUGUUGCUGCCUGCUCAAAGGGCGAGUCUGUGCCAUGUGUCCUGGUCGUUCCUACGGCGCGUAUUGAUCAGUUUCGAGGUCAGCCCGGUGCACAGGUUUCCCACUGGCUGCUUUGUUCACCCAGGUUCGUUCUCUUUCCUCUCUGAUCCCUGGUGUCCUGCAGUCUGAGGUGCUACGACUCGUCCCGCCACUCGAGGGCAGCCCCGUGCAUGUUUGCUCUCUUUAAUUUUUUUUGUAUCGGAGACUAGAAAAAUGAUGCCAAAAGUGUGUGUCUGUGCAUUGAGGGCAUUGUGUGAGCGAGUGCGGAGGAUGAGGUGUAUUGAUCAUUAGAUGUUACAUUUGUUGUGGUGAUAAGUUAUGAUGUUGUAUACUUUGGCUGGGAGGAGGGGGGAGGGUGUGUGUGUGUGUGUGUGUGUGUGUGUGUGUGUGUGUGUGUGUGUGUGUGUGUGUGUGUGUGUGUGUGUGUGUGUGUGUGUGUGUGUGUGUGUGUGUGUGUGUGUGUGUUUUGGGGGACGGGGUUGGUGGUGGUUUGGUUGUCGUUUUAUAUAAAAACAAACAAAGAAACCAGACAAUCUAAAACCCCACGUUACUCUCAUUUACUUUCUUACCCCCCUUGAAGCUGUGUGGUGCAAUACCUCAAUUUUUACCAAUGCUAACUAAACGCUCUGUGUGUAAUAAACCAGCUCCUCGCCAAUCAACGAUGGUGUUUUGUGUAGAUGUCGCUAAACUCCUCGGUUUUAAAUCACAGGGCGCCGACCUCCCCCCCCCCCCCCCCCCUGUCUGCCCUGUGCUUUGAGACCAACGCUUUAGAGGACGAGAAUGUUUUUUUUCAAAGAGCCACCACAGCAGUAUCUGCAAUUCC